AUGCAAGCGAAUGCAAUGAUGGGUUCUUUGCUACAACCUGUUUGGACCAAGGGGGUCAUUUUCCCUGCAAAAGGAUAUGUUGCAGUGUUUCAAAAAUGGCAUUCAGUUUGGUUGGUUCCUGCCCCACAAACUAGUACUCAGAAGGAUUACCGCGUAAAAGAUGAAGUAGGUACUUUUCUUAUGAUGGAUAUGGCUCAUACAAGUGGGCUUGUUGCUGCUGCAUCUGUACUUGCUAAUCCCUUUGAGUACUGUGAUAUUCAAGAUUUUGCCUUGAGAGAUUUUUAUUCUUUAAGAGGUCCAAGAGGUGGUAUGAUAUUCUUCAAGAAAGAUUCUGUGCAUGGGGUUGAGCUGGAGUCUGCCAUUAACAAUGUUGUUUUUCCCGGUCUAAGAGAAGAUGAGUUUGUCCGCUUUAUCUUAGUUUGUGAUUUCGAUAGUGGUGUUGAUGGUGCUCGGGUGGAGAAAAUUCUUGACAUGGCUUACAUUAUCCUCAACAAAAAUUCAGUGCCCGGUGAGACUCUUAUUGCCUUGUUGCUUGUGUGCAUCGGUGAUAAGAGUGCCUUAGUUCCUGGAGGCAUUCGCACUGGGGCACCUGCAAUGACAACAAGAGAGGACUUAUUUGUAUUGUCUACUGAAUUUCCUUUGGUAGAUGAGGUUUCAGGGUUGCGUCGAAAAGUUGAAGUUCUUACUACUCGGUAUCCAAUGCCGGGAGUCUAA
This is a messenger RNA of Sphenostylis stenocarpa, 714 nucleotides long. The record is from the annotation of a GenBank genome assembly. NCBI's taxonomy places the organism in Eukaryota, Viridiplantae, Streptophyta, Magnoliopsida, Fabales, Fabaceae.